GCCGCCGCCGCCGCCGCCGCCGCAAAUGUCGCCGCUCGCUCGACUCCGGCCGAUCUCGCCGCACCUGCUCCUCCGCCGCCGCUUCUCCUCGCCGUCGCCGUCGCCGUCGUCGAUCCUGUCGCCGGACUCCAACGCCCCUCUCUCGUCGAAGGAGAAGACCCGGGCGGCCCUCUCCCUUCUGAAGGCCGAGAAGAACCCGGAGCGCAUCCUCGACAUCUGCCGCGCCGCCUCCCUCACCCCGCAGUCCCACCUCGACCGCGUCGCCUUCUCCGUCGCCAUCUCGAAGCUCGCCGAGUCGCGCCACCUCGACGGCGUCCGGCGCUUCCUCGAGGAGUCCAAGGCGCGGCCGGACCUGCGGAACGAGCGCUUCAUGUGCCACGCCACCGUGCUCUACGGGCAGGCCGGCAUGAUCGCCGACGCGAUCGCCACGUUCGAGCAGGUCGAGGGGCUGGGCAUCCGCCGCACCGUCAAGUCGCUCAACGCGCUCCUGUUCGCUUCGAUCGUGGCCAAGGACUAUAAGGAGACGAAGAGGAUCUUCGUGGAGUUCCCUAGGGUUUAUGGCGUGGCGCCCGAUCUGGAGACCUUCAAUACCGUGAUCAAGGCGUUCUCCGAGUCCGGGUCGACGAGCUCGGCCUACUCGGCGAUCGCCGAGAUGGAUAGGAAGGGGGUCAGGCCGAACGCGACCACGUUCGGGAACAUGCUGGCCGGGUUCUACAAGGAGGAGAAGUACGAAGAUGUCGGGAAGGUUUUGGAAUUGAUGCAGAAGCACGAGGUCUCUCGGGGGAUUGGUAUCUACAACAUCAGGAUCCGGAGCUUGUGUAAGCUUAGGAAGUCGGACGAGGCGAAGGUGCUGCUCGACGGGAUGUUGGCGAGGGGGAUGAAGCCGAAUUCGGAGACGUACGCCCAUUUGAUACACGGGUUCUGCAACGAGGAGAGGUUCGAAGAAGCGAAGAAGAUGUUCGAGAGCAUGGUGAACGGCGGGUGUCGGCCCAACAGCGAUUGUUAUUUCACCUUCAUUCACUAUCUCUGCAAGGGAGGGGAUUUCGACACCGCCUUGCGGGUGUGUAAGGAGAGUAUGGAGAAGGGUUGGGUGCCGAAUUUCGGAACGAUGAAGUCGCUGGUUAACGGGCUGGUGAGUAUCGAUAAGGUCGGCGAGGCUAGGGAGCUUAUUGCACAGGUCAAGGAGAAGUUCUCUAGGAAUACAGAUUUGUGGGAUGAAGUGGAAGCUGGUUUACCUCAGUAAGGUAGAUGAGAUUACUUUGCUGUUUUCUUUUGGUUCAAUAAGAGCGCGGCUCGAUCUGAAAUGGACAGACAUUUGUAUCAUAGAAGGCGGUUUUAUCUUUUUCCCCUAGUCAUGGAAGAAAUUGAUACUUCCAUGUGACCUUUUUAGAUUGAUCGACUUCGGUAAUUGUCAAAUGAAACGGCUGCCUAAAGUAUUGAGGGUAUCGGAAUUCCGUCCGACAUCCUCUUAUCAUUCAUGAAGUUCUGUUUAUUCUCAAGGAACAGACUAAAAGCACAUUAGAAGGUGAACCAACUUUGGGAAGAUAUCUUACCUCUCUCUUGGUGCAGUUUCAAGUAGCAGCAGCCUCCCUUUUGAGCCGCCUAUAGCGAGUCUUAUGAUGCUUACUCUCCGGUUGGUAAUUCACUGCGGUUAUCUUUUGUGUCAGGGUAGCGCGGGGGAUUUCCAUGGUAAGUUUUACCAAUGGAACAAUGUGCUGUAUGUAGCAUCAAUCUGGAAGUUUGAUAUGCGCUGUUUGCUGUUUGUGUCGAUCCGACAUGUGAUUGUUAUCGCCCGAACCUUCUAAAUUCGUCCAUCCAUCCAUUUGAAGUCGCCUUGUCUUGAAGGAUAACCAAUGUUGCCUAAGGCUUUUGUGGCAUGUUAAUGAGGGAAUGUUAAAUCUUUUUAGUGGAUAGUUUUCGACCACAUUUGCCGGAAUUAAGUGCAUUCUGAGUACCGCUUUGGUAAAUCAGAGAUCGGAUGACUGUUUUGCUGCUAGCAAAGGUGCCAAUGUAGUUAAUCUCCAUUCAUUGUU
Syzygium oleosum is the source of this 2033-nucleotide messenger RNA. RefSeq names its product pentatricopeptide repeat-containing protein At1g61870, mitochondrial. The transcript has a single exon. Gene Ontology annotation, molecular function: protein binding. NCBI's taxonomy places the organism in Eukaryota, Viridiplantae, Streptophyta, Magnoliopsida, Myrtales, Myrtaceae. The coding region runs from base 26 to 1243 and encodes 405 amino acids. The record is from RefSeq and is a predicted model, not a curated record.